Messenger RNA from Plasmodium cynomolgi strain B, 2055 nucleotides. Its product is annotated as metal transporter. The annotation marks the transcript as partial. Gene Ontology annotation, molecular function: cadmium ion transmembrane transporter activity; manganese ion transmembrane transporter activity. Lineage: Eukaryota; Apicomplexa; Aconoidasida; Haemosporida; Plasmodiidae. The record is from RefSeq and is a predicted model, not a curated record. Gene Ontology annotation, biological process: metal ion transport. Gene Ontology annotation, cellular component: membrane. The transcript has a single exon.
AUGAGUCCCGCGCACGAGGGUAACAGCAACGCAAGUGUUGCAAGCAAGAAGGGCAGCAACAACAGCAGAGAGGUUAACCUGAAUAGCGGCAGAAAUAGGACCCACCAAAGUGGAAACUCUCAUCACAUCGGGAACGCCCAACGGAGGAACGUCAAGGAAAACCAAGCCAACGUAUACAGCUACCGAAUGAACGCAAAGAGCAAAUUUGAUCAGGAAGAAAACGAAGCGGGGGAAGCCGCAGAAGCGGCAGUAGCACCUGACGUAGGAGAAGUAAAGCAAUCCAAGCAUGACAAUGCCUAUGACGGAAAAUUUAUAAAAAAAGAUGUAUGUAAUAUGGGCAAAAUAAAUAACGACAAGUCAAACAUGAAUAGUAACGCCACCUCAACGAAUUUUAAAGAAGAAUCGAGCAUGGCCAAUGUGGACAUGGACACAGAGAAGGUACAUAGUAUGUAUAUAAAAAAAUUAAACUCUACGCAGUCAACCAUGAACAUUGAAGGGAAUAAUGAUACAUACAAGGAGGAGGAAUUGAUACAAAUGGGAAUGCAGAAUGGAAAAGCCAAAAUGGAGGACUGUAGCUAUAACUACAAAAAUAAAAAGAUGACCAAAAGUAAACAUAAAAAUAAUAAUAACAUGUUGGAGGAUAAAAUGGAUGACCAGCUAGCCAACGGAGAAGAUGGCGAUAAAGAAAUGUACAACAAUUCAUUUUAUCUGUCAGACAAUAUGGAAGAAUUAGGUAAUGAAGAAAAAAAUAUCUCCUUCAUUAAAAAAAUCAAAAUGUGCUUUAACUAUUUUGGCCCAGGAUGGAUCGUAGCUAUAGCAUAUUUGGACCCAGGAAAUUUGUGCAGUAAUUUAAAUGUAGGGUUAAUUAGAUCACCUGUUGAUAAUGCUACUAAUAAUUUGGUGAAGGAUUAUACAGGAUAUCAUUUACUAUGGAUUUUGGCAUAUGGUCAUAUCUUGGGUUUUGUUUUCCAAGUAUUAUCUAUGAAGCUGGGACACGUGACAGGGUUAGAUUUGGCAUCCAUAUGUUACAAAGAAUUUGAUAAAAAAUAUUCCUACCUAUUGUACAUUUGUGUGCAGAUUGCCAUAUGGGGUGCACACAUACAAGCCAUUGUAGGUACAUUUGUAGCUAUUCAUUUAAUUUUUGGGAUAUCUGUGAAGGUAGCCAUUUUGUAUACCCUAGUAGAAGCACUAGUGUAUAGCUUCCUCGAGAAUAAAAGUCUUAACCUUUUAGAAAAUGUCCUAAGUUUGCUUAUCGGAUUGCUAGCUCUCUGCUUCAUUUUUAACGUUUUUAUGACCCCAAUUAACUACAAAGAGGUAGCUUACGGUAUUUUGUACCCACGAAUUCCGGAGGGGAAAGGAUUUGAUGCCAUGGCGUUAUUGGGUAGUAUCAUAUCAGCACAUGUAUUUUAUUUACACACAAAUUUAACAUCCAAGAAGAAAGCUGUAAUAUUUAACGAUAGAAUGUUAAAAAGAUACAACACAUUGGGGACCGUCGAAUCUGCUGGUUCGCUGUUUCUCUCCUGUGUCACCAACUGCAUUAUUGUACUAACCUUUGCGGAGGUUAAUAUUAAUGCGCACGAUAGAAGAGAUGCGUACAACCUUUUCACAGCAUACGAAGUGAUGAAAAAAUCUUUUGGGAAGAUUUCCAUGUAUAUAUGGUCCUUUGGUCUGCUAAGUAGUGGAAAUAACUCCAGCUUUAUGUGCGAAUAUGCAUCCAAGUCUGUAUUUGAAGGAUUUUUAAAUAAAAAAAUUAACACCUUUUUACGAGUACUAUCUUUCCGAUUCUUCCUUUUCUCUAUUUUGUAUUUAUUUCUACUAUACGAUAAGUACAGUAUUGACCAGCUGACAAACUUUAUCAAUGUCAUCCAAGUCCUGCUGCUGCCUCUGGCCAUUGUCCCUCUCUACCGAUUUAGUAUUCAUAAAAAUGUGUUAGGAAAAUUUGCCUUAACAAAAUAUUCCAAAUUAUUUGUUUUCGUCAUUGUUAUUUCGAUAAUUAUUGCCAACUUGAUGUUAACAGUUUUUGAUUUUAUUCAGAAAGUGCCCAAUCUGUACUCU